Messenger RNA from Puccinia triticina, 930 nucleotides. RefSeq lists its product as uncharacterized. Gene Ontology annotation, cellular component: nucleus. The record is from RefSeq and is a predicted model, not a curated record. The transcript is spliced from 5 exons. The coding region runs from base 1 to 930 and encodes 309 amino acids. NCBI's taxonomy places the organism in Eukaryota, Fungi, Basidiomycota, Pucciniomycetes, Pucciniales, Pucciniaceae.
AUGCAGGCUGCUCGUCGCACUGGAGCCCACCAUUCCGAGUUCGCUGGUAGUCCACCUGAAAGUUCAUCGAUGAUGAGCGUUGAAGCCUAUAAGCAGUCGAUUCAGGCUAAGCACAAUCAAGCCAUAAGCACCGCUGGAACGACCAAUGGCCACAAGGGCAUCAAUUCGACCAGUCCUAAUAAAGACGCAGGCAACAAAUCCGAGGAGAACUCGAUGCCACCACCCUCCAGUCGCAACGUAGCAACCCAACCUUCAACGCCACAGUCCUCUGCUAGUGCGAACAAGACGACCGAAUCCACACCUUUGCCAACGAUAGUUGCCCCUUCACCUAACCUGAACCAGCCUUUACGCCCUGCUUCUCGAAACGACCAUAACCAACUAUCGGGUGGGGCUGCUGGGGGCAUGUGCUCAGGCAAUGACCAGGCAACCGCUACCUUGCCUCCCAGUCAAUCACUGACUGGAAGAGUCAUGUCGAAUAACGACAAUGAAUCCAAGUCGAAUGCCACACCGGGCGAUGUCCAUCGUGUGAAUGAAUCCAUGGAAGCCUCGGGUGGUAUUGAGCAUGGUAACGACAAGUCGAUGUUCUCAGACAAGUCGAUGUUCUCAGACAAGUCGAUGUUCUCAUCAGAAGAUGCUUCCAAGUCCCACGAAAAAUCAGGCGGUUUAUGGUCCUUAGAUUCCAAUGUUAACGGCCAGCAGCAUCAAAAUCUGAACAACAAUGGGAACGUGCAAUCAAACAUUUCAUCCUCGGCUAACACCGGCCAAAACUUGACUUCAGACGAGAUGAAUGCGGUUAAUAAUAGCAACGCCAUGGAGCAGCUGUUUAGUAGUUCAGACCCGCUCAAUUUCGACAUUGACUCGAGUUUUUUUGAUGCCUUCAUCAAUAUGGAUCAGAGCAACUCAGACCUAGCAAAUCCCGACUUUUCCUAA